AUGGCGCUCGAGCCCGGUCCUCGCCGUUCUAUGUCCCCAGUCGAGAGCUCUGGCCGGAAUACUCCAACACCACGACAGUGGAGGAACCAACUCAGCGCAGAGGAUACUCCCAUCAAAGACAAGCACUACCGAAAAUAUGCGUCGGGCGUCGAGCGAACCCUGUCGCUUUUCGAUACGGCUCUGGAGGAAUGGGCAGACUACAUCUCCUUUCUGAGCCGGUUGCUCAAGGCUUUACAAGCACGACAGGGUAGCAUCACGAGCGUCCCUUCGAAAGCUUUGGUCGCAAAGCGUCUCUCACAAUGCCUCAACCCGUCACUCCCUUCCGGCGUACAUCAGAAAGCGCUGGAGGUCUAUAACUAUGUAUUCUCAAUUAUAGGGAAGGAUGGCUUGUCCAAGGACCUCCCGUUAUACCUGCCAGGCUUGGCUUCCACUCUUUCAUUCGCGUCGUUGACCGUCCGCGCCCCGUUCCUCGACCUCCUAGAGAAAAACCUCUUGCAAGUAGACCCGAAGUCUUUACGGCCAGCAAUGAAGUCUAUUGUUCUGGCACUUCUGCCGGCGCUAGAGGAGGAAACGAGCGAGGACUUUGACCGCACCAUGAGACUGAUGGAGAACUUCAAGGCGGCAAUCCGGCCGCCAAAUAGCAAGCAUCUUACUAAGACGGACUCGACUGGUGACGACUUCUUUUGGCAGUGCUUUUUCUUGGCUGCUAUCACAAGUCAAAGUAGACGGCCUGGUGCCCUGGCAUAUCUGGUUCGGAACCUACCGAGGCUGGGCCAUCCCCUUGCCGCCGAUCUAACGUCGAGUAAGACCGAGGAGGCGGACCUCGACGGCUUAUCUACUGAGCUGUCGAGCCUUGUGACUUCUCCAGAGCCCGGCUUGCUCCUGAGGUGCUUUGCUGCUGGUCUCGAAGAUGAACAGAUUCUCAUCCAGCGAGGCUUCCUGGAUCUUCUCGUCACUCAUCUUCCGCUGCAUUCCAAGGUGCUACAGACAAGGGUCAAGCCUGACGAUUUGGAGCUCCUCCUUCGUGCCGCUGCCGGCGUUAUUACCCGAAGAGACAUGAGUCUCAAUCGGCGGCUUUGGGCAUGGUUUCUUGGGCCAGAGCCCCCUAGCCAAGACCACGAGAACGGCAUGGAUUCCCCUGCUUCGCCUUCUGAUCAUCAACAAGGCUACUUUGCUUCCAAGACAAGCUACUUCGAGGAGUAUGGGUUACAGCCGCUCACCCACGCUCUAUUAUCUCUCAUUAACUCUGUACAUGAAAGCAAUGCUGCAGAGAGGGCCCGGCCAUACCGGAUAUGCUUAUCUCUCAUGGAUAGAUGGGAGAUUGGGGGACUGGUAGUCCCCGAAAUCUUUCUUCCUGUCAUCAUCAGCGUCAGAAACUUCAAAUCCAGAGCUCCCGGUAACGCCGAGUUCGGCGAAGUACUGAAAAGCGCGAGGGUGUUCUUCGACGGUGUUGAGAGUGGCCUCAUAUACGGUGAACUAAUAGGCCUCAUGGCCCAGGCUAUCGGUCCAGGGCCCGUCUCUGACUCUGAACGUUUGGAGAAGAUAGCACUCGUCCAGUUUAUAAUGGCUCAUUUCAACAUACGAGAGGAAGAGAUGGUGACGCUCCACGCUCCUCUCGCGGCAUUGUCUAUUCUUGCAAUGCUAGAGGAUGUCAGGGAACGUAAUGGGUCAACAAUGAAGCUUGAGGACGGAAACGCUCCUCUCCUAUCCAUGGCACUUGAGGUUGCGCUGCAACUGAUCGAGCUAAUCCCGGAACGAGCUUUCCCAACCAAGUCAGGGGAGCGGGACUCAAUUGGGUCGAUUCAGGGGCCAAUCCUAGCAUCUAUGCCAAACAGUGAGUUGCUCAAAAAGAUCAGGCACUUCUAUGUCACCAAUCAAGGGAACCUCGAGGCUGCCCAAAUCCCCUUCUCUGCUCAGAACGUUGGUGCUCUUCUUGUCCAGAAAGCGUGCAACUUGACUUGCGACAGCUUUGCAUCCUCCGCUCGCACGGUAACGAUGUCUAGCAGAAGCCAAGUUCUUGCUCUUCUGCUAUCGAAAACCCCCUCCGAGUAUGCUCUGGACACAGACAGACUUCUCUCCUCAAUGCAGGCACGUCUGUCAACAUCUAGUACCCCUUUCGUCUCCUUCAAAUCCAUGCUCUCUCUCUCAACACAACUCUAUAUGGCCGAUCGUAUAUCGACGGGCGCCAUGUCGAAAUUGGUCGAGCCUCUAGUCCGUCAUGCGUGGAGUUUUUUGUCUUCGUCCGAACCGAAGUAUCACGUCGAGACAGUCAGGUGCCUGUGGCAAUUACAAACGGCUCUCACAUUCACGAACCGCGACAUUGAAGCUGUCAUUGCUGAUCUUAUGCUCAGAGGCGAUACAGCAGGCACAUACGCAAAUCGGCCGGCCGAUCCUGGCCGAAGUUUCAGUAUCCUAUGGUCUCACACUUUGCAAGAUAAUCCUUCAUAUUCCGAUCGGAGAGCUCCGAAGACGCCUAUGGGUGAAAUAAAAUUACCAUAUCGGCUUCCAGGCAUGGAUUAUUAUGAAGUGAUGCUUACCAGGCCCCUAUUUCUGAUGCUCGAUGCACUGCUGGACGAACGAACUCAACUAUUCAUGGUGGCCAAGAAUUGGCUCAAUAGCAUGGUUGGUAUAGAGAAGCUCUUUCUGGUCUUUGUGACCAAGCUCUCGCAACUGCGGUUUCUCCGGACCCUACCUAAGACUAUGAGCUCUGCGUCGACGCAGUCCAUCGGCUACUCGGCAGAAGACGACCUCGAUGUAGGGCUAUAUUAUAUUCGUACCCUUUCAAACCUGUUUCGGUGGGCUCCAGAUGCUUUUUGGGGAGUCCUUGCGACAAGAAUGAUCGAGGAACCAGAACAAAGUCUUACAGAGAUCACUGGAACCGAGGGCGACUUGUCUCUCCAGGAGUUUUUCCUCCAUGUGUGUAUGCGCUGCAUAGCUGGAAAUAAGUUCCCGACCGAUACCCAAGUGCAGCUUCGAACAGCCCAGCUUCAACGCUGCGCAUUGACCUUGUUGCACCAAAUACUUCUGAAUCCGUACGCUGAAGCGCUGUCAAAACUCAAACUCGAAGGCCCCUUGAUCGACAGGCUGUCUCAAUCGCUCGAGAGUCCCGAUCCCUACAUGCAGGUUCUCCUGUUGGAUGUGGUUUUUGCCUCGCUUAGACUACGAGACGCAUCUCCCGCAGAGCUGCCGUCAUCUCCAGUAGGAGAAAAGCGGUCCUUGCAUCGCCCGUCUGGUAGUCGGCGGUUGACUUCUGCCUCCGUUGAACACAUUGUAGACAUCACGGCACCGCCGGCUUCGCUACUUAAGUGUAUUCAAUCGGGUCUCAGCUCUCCUAGUAGCCGCCCCGUACUGGAUAGCUGGGUAGGAUUCCUUACCGAAUGCCUCCCUUUGUACUCCGGCUCCAUUUUUCAAGUGCUUAUACCUCUGGUUGAGACGCUCUGCAGCCAAGUCGGUAGUACCUUUAGCGACCUACAAAAUACGUUCAAGCAGGAUGGGAAACCAUCCCCUACUACCAAUGCCCCCGAAUCGACAUUGAUAUCGUUACUCAACGCCCUGGAACAAGUACUUGCAAAGGCACAUGAUCAGUUGAUAGCUGAAGAGGCCAGAGCGCAGGUGGUGAAGAGCCCCGACCAACCCCAAGGGUUCUUUGGCAAUAUGGUAUCAGGGGUGUUCAACUCAGAGGCUCCACAAUCUCGCAGCGCGACUGCAAACGACCGACUUACCGUCCUUCUUGCCUUCCAAGACGCGGUUCGAAUGUGCUUCAGAAUUUGGUCUUGGGGUCAGGGAAGCGACGCGGGCAAUUUGGAUAUCGCCUCGGCUGCUUCGUUCAACUAUACAUCACUUCGCAUGCGCAACCGUGCUAGGCGCCUGCUCGAACACGUGUUUGCUGCCGAGGCGUUGGAGUGUCUUGAGACAGUCAUAGGCAUCUGGCGGACAUCAUCAAGCAGCGCGGACACGGCCAAGCAUUCAGAGGUUUUCAAUCUUCUACCUGCCCUGGACGGUUCUCGGCCACGACACACGAUUCCGGCUAUUUUCAACGCUAUAUACAGCCGUACCAACCCUGGUGCCCUUGAUCCGUCCAGGAAGUCGACAAUGACCAUAUCUUUACAAGACACCGACCUGGUGAUCUUCUUGGUCGACUAUGCUCGGUCACUUGAAGAUGACGCGAUGGAUGAGAUAUGGCAAGACUGCAUGAUCUUCCUGAAAGACCUCCUUGGAAACCCAUUUCCGCACAGGCAAACGCUACCUAGUCUCUUGGAAUUUGCUGCCAUCUUAGGUGAAAAGGUGGACAACACGAACUUUGGAGAGCAACGGAAAAUGCGAAGGGAGCUCAGCGAACUAUUCCUCAGACUCCUCACUGCUCUCUUUACAACGAGACCAGCCGCGUUUGCCGAUUCCACAUCAGCCUCUCAGUCAGAAACGACGAAACUUGACGCCCCGGGAUCUAGGAGCCCCGCUGAGAGAGCAGAUGACGUUGUGGGGAUCUUGUCUGGAAUCGUCCCAGUCCUACCAAAGGUUCUGGUAGAAUCAGACCGAGUCUUGACAGCGGCCCAAGCUAUCUCAGCGAACGUCAUCGGGCCAGCUAUUCGCUCGAAAGGCUUUCCCGACACUAUCACUAAGAGCACGUUGAGUCUACUCCGGGAGCUCACCCGCUUACCCAGCAACCAGAAGACGUGGAAGAAGGAUAUAGGGGACGCGUUCAACGAGCCGAGGUUCUUCAAUUCGUCUGUUGCCCUUGUGCAGAGCGGUUGGCUACCUCUACUGAAGCUCUGGACAGUAACCGACAAGGAUCGGAUGUCAGAAGUACUGAGCCGGAUAUCGCCACCUACAACCGCCGGUAUAGUCUUUGGGGUAGGGGCUACUUCUGCUAGACUCGAGGCCGACCGCAGGACACAACUGAAUCUCCGCCGUGUUGCAGCUCUGAUUCUGGCGUGCGGGACAGAUACCUUUGUCACAGACCUACCUACGAUUAUGGAACGCAUAGUCGACCUUCUAGCAUCAACCUCGACGUCGUCGCCUUCUUCUACUACACGAGCUGACAUUUACAUGGUGAUCCGCGCCCUUGUGCUACGGACAUCCACGAUCCACCUAUCGGGGCUGUGGCCAAUUGUCAACGCUGAGCUCCACACGGCCAUAUCUUCAGUUGCGGCACCUGAUAACAGCGCUGGAUCCGACACAUUCAAUAACAUAUCCAUACUUCAGGCGUGCAAGCUCCUAGACGUCCUAAUCGCCGUGGCGCCCGAUGACUUCCAGCUGCACGAGUGGCUCUUUGUCACGGAUACCGUCGACGCCAUCUACCGCUCCCCCAACUACCAGCCCGUCGCGCUUGUCGACGAGCUUUCGGAUGAACUGGGCAACACGGCCAUAACAUCGGCACUGCCACAAGAGUCGGCAGCAAUGAUGGCGGCGGGCGGUGCAUCAGGACAGCGGCGGCCGCUUCUCGGGCCGUGGGGCAUCAACGACGAGCUGGCGGUCGACAGGAAGGAUGAGCUCGUGGCCAAGAUCCUGCGGCCCUUCUUCGGGCAGCUCAGCAUCUACGCGUUCGAGUCCACGUACGCUAUGGGCGCCGUGGACAUCGAGGGCUGCGUGUCGAGCCUGCUGAAAGACUUGUUCGACGAGAAGAGCAUUGUCAAGGCGCUGUGA
Anthostomella pinea is the source of this 5643-nucleotide messenger RNA. NCBI's taxonomy places the organism in Eukaryota, Fungi, Ascomycota, Sordariomycetes, Xylariales, Xylariaceae. The record is from the annotation of a GenBank genome assembly.